This is a messenger RNA of Scomber japonicus (chub mackerel), 583 nucleotides long. RefSeq names its product NADH:ubiquinone oxidoreductase subunit B11 (gene ndufb11). The record is from RefSeq and is a predicted model, not a curated record. Bases 67 to 498 code for a protein of 143 amino acids. The transcript has 3 exons. Lineage: Eukaryota; Metazoa; Chordata; Actinopteri; Scombriformes; Scombridae.
GAAGUUCGCUACGGCUUUAGUCCAGAAGUCUAGAGGGUAGACAUUGGAUUCAGCCAUAGCGGCGACAUGUUGACCCGAUUGACGCGGUACGGGCCCGCUGUCCCCCGGUUACUCUCGAAUGUUCAAGCUCGGUAUGUGUCACAGUCGAAACCUACCGGAGCCGCCGGUUCGGCCGCUGUGACAGAGCUGCACCCCGCUGCAGAGGCCGGACACGGCGAGGUCAGCCCCUAUGUGAAGAAUCCAGACUACCAUGGCUUCUCCAGCGAUCCCGUGGUGGAUGACUGGAACAUGAAAGUGGGCUUCUUCUUUGGCAUCUCAGUGGUUCUUGUCAUCGGAGGAACAUUUAUCAACUACUUACCAGACCACGGCAUGCGGAAGUGGGCCAGAAGGGAGGCUGAGCGUCUGAUCGUGCAGAAAGAGAAAGAGGGUGUUCCUCUCAUAACGGAGAACUACUAUGACCCAAGCAAGCUUAUUCUGCCCACUGCUGGAGAGGAGUAGGAUGUCCAACGUCCAACUUAAUGUGUUUCAGGAUAACUGUAUUUCUCUAUGACAGAAUAAAUAUUGUACAUGUUGACUUGUGUAA